AUGACCGUGGUGGACCGCUCCUUUUGCGUGAACAGCUGUUCUAAUCGUGGACUCUGCAUCAAAUCGGAUUUUGGUUUUACUUGCUUAUGCGAUGACGAAGAAGAUGACUGCGAGGGGGUUGUACCCACAUCUACGCUAUCUGUACUGGACACUCGACAAGAUUUCUGGAUCCUUAUCAUUACCGGUGUUAUCGUCGUCGUGGGGUGUUUUUGCCUGAUGAUGAGAUUAAUUGCGUGUCGACGACGUCAUCGUUCAAAGACCCCUGAAUUGAGGAGUCACAUUCCGCUGGAAUCGCCUGCUCUGGAAGUGCCAUUGCAUUUUGAGGAACCCAUGGAAGAGAUUCCUCUAGAUUGA
Molecule: messenger RNA, 354 nt
Organism: Cylicocyclus nassatus
Lineage: Eukaryota; Metazoa; Nematoda; Chromadorea; Rhabditida; Strongylidae
Source: the annotation of a GenBank genome assembly